UGUGAGUCUCUUUUUUUUUAAAACUAUUUUGGGAGAGGGGAGUAUUAAAUUUACCAAAAUACAAUUCCAAAUUUUCAUUUUUCCAUUCUCAUUUUGUCUAUCCCACUCUCGGUCUGAGACACCACAGAGGAAAAUGCUCGAACGGUUCUUGGGUCCGCGGCGGGCGUGGCGUGUCCGGCGACAUCUCCGUCACUGUAAGUUAACGCUCCUCUGCCUCGUUCUCACCGUCGUCGUCCUCCGCGGAACCAUCGGCGCCGGAAAGUUCGGUACUCCAGAGCAGGACUUGAAGAACAUUCGAGAUACAUUCAACCAUUACCGCAAGCGGACCGAGCCGCGCCGCUUUCUCGAAGAAUCCUCCGGCCGCGUCUCGGCCACUAACAGUUACAAUGGAUUCGACGUGACUAGUGUUAUGGUCGACGAAGACGACGGCGAGGCGGAACCGGUCCGUGAUCCGGCCGUUCCGUACAGUCUAGGGCCGAAGAUUAGCAAUUGGGAUCGGCAGAGGGGUCUGUGGCUGAGGAGAAAUCGAGGUUUCCCCAAUUUCCACAGGCGCAAUAAACCUAGGGUUAUGUUGGUUACCGGGUCAUCCCCGAAACCCUGUGAGAAUCCGAUUGGGGAUCAUUACUUGUUAAAGGCUAUCAAGAACAAGAUUGAUUAUUGCAGGUUACAUGGGAUUGAGAUUUUCUACAAUUUGGCCCUGCUCGAUUCUGAAAUGUCCGGGUUUUGGGCAAAACUGCCAUUGAUUAGGAAGCUCAUGCUGUCCCACCCCGAGGUCGAGUUCUUCUGGUGGAUGGACAGUGAUGCCAUGUUCACAGACAUGGCAUUUGAGCUGCCAUGGGAGAAGUACAAAGAGUCCAAUCUGAUCAUCCACGGUUGGGAUCAUAUGGUGUAUGGAGACAGGAAUUGGAUCGGAUUGAACACCGGUAGCUUUCUGCUGAGAAAUUGCCAGUGGUCAUUAGACAUUCUUGAUGAACUGGCCCCUAUGGGACCUAAGGGGAAGGUCAGGGAGGAGGCAGGGAAAAUGCUGACCAGGGAGCUCAAGGGCAGACCGGUUUUCGAAGCUGAUGAUCAGUCUGCAAUGGUGUAUCUGCUGGUGACCCAGAAGGAAAAGUGGGCACCCAAGGUGUACCUGGAGAGCACCUUCUACUUGCACGGCUACUGGGGGAUUUUGGUGGACAAGUAUGAAGAUCUGAUGGAAACCUACCACCCUGGUUUCGGCGAUCAAAGGUGGCCUCUGGUGACACACUUUGUGGGUUGCAAGCCAUGUCUGAAGUUUGGGGACUAUCCGGUGGAGAGGUGCUUGAAGCAGAUGGACCGCGCGUUCAACUUUGGGGACAACCAGAUUCUGCAGAUGUAUGGGUUCAUCCACAAGGAUCUCUCAAGCAAGCGAGUGAAGAGGAUUCGCAAUGAGUCUAGCAAUCCUCUUGAAAUAAGAGACGAAUACGGGCUGCUUCACCCUUCGUCUAAAGCUGUCAAGGUAUAGCUAGCCCUCUUAACAAGAGUGCAAUCAAUCCACAGAUUGGAGUGACCUACAGAUAGAGGUAGGGAU
Messenger RNA from Cuscuta campestris, 1549 nucleotides. The record is from the annotation of a GenBank genome assembly. NCBI's taxonomy places the organism in Eukaryota, Viridiplantae, Streptophyta, Magnoliopsida, Solanales, Convolvulaceae.